CAAAAAAGCAACGUUUGCAGGUUAGUUGAAAAAUCGAAAUCGCACUUUAGGAGAACUGUGAACAAUGGCAACCGGAAUAUUUCCUGCUUUGGCUAUACGUUCCUCCACUGGAGUUGAAGUAUGGAAAUCUGACGGAUUUAAAAAUCCUUUCGUUCCGGAGCCAAGGUUUGUUCGAGACGAGAGCAAACUUUGCCGUGCUAUUGUUUAUAGUCCAAAUGGUCGAUUUCUGGCGUGGGCAAACGGUACUACGGUCCAAAUCAGCACAGUUUCUGAUUGGAAACUACUGCACUCGUUACCGAGACCAAAGGCAUUUUACAUCAAAUUUUCUCCACGAAGCACUUAUUUAAUGACAUGGGAAGCCUACACAGAAAACCCUAAGGACGAAGUGAAGGAGAAACCUAAUCUUUUCCUCUAUGAGGUAGCCAGUGGUCGAGAAGUAUUUUCAAUCAUUCAGAAACGCCAUGCUGAUUGGGAGAUGCAUUGGACCAUCGAUGAAAGUCUUUUCGCUUUAAUGGUCGGAGGUGAAGUGCUGUUUUACGAAGUGCAACCUAACACUGACUUUCCGAUAAAGCCAACGAAACGCAUGGGUGGUGCUCGAAACGGAGGAGUUUCAGUUUCUCCUGGACCGAGUCCGCCGUUUGUGGCAUUUUAUGUGCCAGGCACAAAAGGUGCCCCUUUCAUGUGUCGCCUGUUUCGUUAUCCGAAUCUUGAAGCCAAUCAGCCGAUUGCUUCCAAGAGUUUUUUUCAGGCAGACAAAGUUGAGAUGAUAUGGAAUCAAAAAGGCAAUGGACUUUUAUUGUUGACUAGCACUGAUGUGGAUCAAACUGGGGUUUCGUACUAUGGUAAACAGGCUCUUCAUUUUAUGACUACGAAAGGAGAUUCAUUUGCAGUUCAACUUAACACCGAAGGAUCGAUCCAUGCUGUCGCAUGGAGCCCACGUUCAACUGAAUUCUGCGUUGUGUAUGGUUUCAUGCCUUCAAAAGCAACCCUAUUCAAUUUAAAGUGCGAUGCAAUUUUCGACUUUGGAACUGGACAUCGAAAUUCAAUCUAUUACAACGAAUUUGGUAAUAUGUUAGUGUUUGGCGGUUUUGGUAACCUUCCUGGGUACAUUGAGGUUUGGGAUCUUAACCUUAAAAAGAUAAUUACUGAACAUAAAGCGCCUGAUACAACACUACUUGAAUGGAGUCCAAUCGGAGAUACAUUUUUAACUGCAACGACAGCCCCAAGAUUAAGGAUGUCUAAUGGUUUUAAAGUUUGGCAUUACACUGGAGCACUUUUGCACGAAACUCAUUGGCCAGAAAAACAAGAAUUACUUGAAAUCAUUUGGCAAAAGUAUGCUCCAGGUAAUUUUAGGGAAAAUAUGAUUUCUCACGAUAAAAUAGAAGGAAUCCCUUCAAAAACUCCUCAGGCAAGUAAACAAAAAUAUGUACCGCCCGGUAUGCGAAACAGUGUAAGUGCUGGAAGCGGAGAAACUUCUUCAUCUUCAGGAACGACCCGAGCUCUGAUUCCAGGCCUGCCUCCAGGAUAUCGUUCUUCUGUGCAACUGGCGAAAGACAAACAGAAAAACAAAAAAAAUAAAAUAAGUCGAGAGAUCACUCUUGUUGGAAAUAAUGGUAUAACCAACGGUCAAAACCUCAUUCGAACAGGAUCAGGUGGAGGUAAUAGACUCAAUGCUCAAGAGAAAAAAAAUCGUCCGCAAUCUGCAUCUAGUUCUAAAGUAGCUCAAACAGAGAAAACGGAAGGAAAUCCAAAACGAUCUCAAUCAACUAACAGCGGUGACCCAGAGAAAGAUAAAAAGAUUAAAAAUAUUAAUAGAAAGCUCAAGGACAUAAAAUUGCUAAAGGAAAAACAUGAACGCGGAGAAAAACUCGAGCAUACUCAGAUAGUCAAAAUAAAUUCAGAACCCGAAUUGAUGAAGGAACUAAAUGCCCUUAAAUUGUAAUAAUUUGUGGAAAUCGCGGAACUGGCAAAUUUAUGCAUACGUCCAAAACAAUCAUCGAUAUCACCAUCACUUGAAAUAUAGAAUCAGAUAAAUAUGCAUGCUAAGAACGCUAUUUGCCGAUAAUGCAAGGCAAAAUUCGUGUUUUCAAAAUCAAUUAUGUAUUACAUUCUUCUAAGGGCAAAUGCAAAAUUUUUCUGUGCAACACUGUACCUAGUUCCUGUGGGUAUGCCAACCUAUGCCUGUACAGCAUCAAAUGAAUUUAUGGCUGUUUUCUUGAAUUUGAGAAGUAAUCGUAUUCUAUGAUUGAAUCAAACGAAGUAUAAAAUACAGAGCAUGCACAAGCACUUCAAAAGUUGUGGUUUUAACAUGGCAUAUUUGCAACACAGGGUGAUUUUGAUCAACAAUAAAAUCGUUGAACAUAAUAAA
Malaya genurostris is the source of this 2368-nucleotide messenger RNA. It is a transcript of the gene eIF2A, whose product is annotated as eukaryotic translation initiation factor 2A. The record is from RefSeq and is a predicted model, not a curated record. Gene Ontology annotation, biological process: translational initiation. Gene Ontology annotation, molecular function: mRNA binding; translation initiation factor activity; protein binding. Gene Ontology annotation, cellular component: cytosolic small ribosomal subunit. The transcript is spliced from 3 exons. Bases 65 to 1942 code for a protein of 625 amino acids. Lineage: Eukaryota; Metazoa; Arthropoda; Insecta; Diptera; Culicidae.